Molecule: messenger RNA, 4515 nt
Organism: Myotis myotis
Lineage: Eukaryota; Metazoa; Chordata; Mammalia; Chiroptera; Vespertilionidae
Gene: CDHR1
Product: cadherin related family member 1
Exons: 19
Coding region: 1-2709 (902 amino acids)
Biological process (GO): adherens junction organization; calcium-dependent cell-cell adhesion; multicellular organism development
Cellular component (GO): adherens junction; catenin complex; plasma membrane
Molecular function (GO): cadherin binding; calcium ion binding
Source: RefSeq, a predicted model, not a curated record
AUGACAGAGGAAGCCAUCAGGCCCUCUUUACUGGCACUUGUCCGGGAGAUCCUGGCCCUGCUUCCAGGCACUGGGGCCCUGCAGAAGGCGGCAGUCCUCGUCGGGAGACACGAAGCUGCCCCGGUCACCGCGCAGCGCCCCGCUCCCGCCCGCACCUCUGCUCGUCGCGGGGACAUGCGGGCCGCCCUGGCCCUGGCGCUGCUGCGCCUCUGCCUCGCUAAGGUCAACUUCGCCCCCCACUUCUUCGACAACGGAAACCUGGGCCUGUUCAGCCUCCCGGAGGACACCCCUGUCGGCUCUCACGUGUACACUCUGAAUGGGACAGACCCUGAGGGCGAGCCUGUGUCCUACCACAUCAGCUUUGACCCCAGCACUAGAAGCGUCUUUUCUGUUGACCCCAAUUUUGGUAACAUCACCCUGAUCGAAGAGCUGGACCGAGAGAGGGAGGAUGAGAUCGAAGCCAUCAUCAGCAUUUCUGACGGCCUGAACCUGGUGGCAGAGAAAGUCGUGAUCCUGGUGACUGAUGUCAACGACGAGGCACCCAGGUUCCUCCAGGAGCUGUACACUGUCCAGAUUCCUGAGGACACACCUGCUGGGAGCAGUAUCUUUGAGGUUCGUGCUGUGGACAAGGACACGGGCUCUGGAGGAAGUGUCACCUACUCCCUGCAGAACACGCCGGCCACCCAGUUCACUGUGGACCGCCUCAGCGGCGUGCUGCGCCUCCGGGCAGGGUCCGCCCUGGACUACGAGAAGGCCCGGGCCCACUUCGUCACUGUGGUUGCCCAGGACGGCGGCGGGCAGCUGAGGGGUGCAGCUGCGGUGUUCUCGGCCACCACCACGGUCACGGUCAGUGUGGAGGACGUACAGGAUGUGGGCCCCGUGUUUGUGGGCACUCCCUUCCGCGGCUGCGUGUACGAGGACACCAUUCCAGGCUCUGAGGUGCUGACAGUGGUCGCCAUGGAUGGAGACAGGGGCAAACCCAACCGCCUUCUCUACAGCCUCGUGAAUGGGAGUGACGGUGCCUUUGACAUUAACGUGACGUCUGGAGCCAUCGUGGUCACCCAGAGCCCCGCCCAGCUCCGGAGAGAGGUGUAUGAGCUGCACGUCCAGGUGACUGAGGUCAGCGCUGCAGGGAGCCCCGCUGCCCAGGCCACGGUCCCCGUCACCAUCAGGCUCGUGGACCUCAACAACCACCCACCUACAUUCUAUGGAGAGAGUGGACCUCAGACCAGGUUCGAGCUGUCCCUGUCCGAGCACCCGCCCCCGGGGGAGAUCCUGCGAGGCCUCAAGGUCACUGUCAAAGACUUGGACCAGGGCGCCAAUGCCAAGUUCGCCCUGCGGCUGGUGGGGCUGGAGGACGCCUUCCGCGUGGUCCCGCAGACAGCCCUGAAGGAAGCCCAAGUCACAGUCCUCGCAGAGAACUCAGCCGCCAUUGACUUUGAGAAGUUCAGAGUGUUAACCUUCCAGCUCCUGGCGACUGAGGUGGACACGGCCGAGAAAUUCAGUGCCACCGCGGAUGUGGUGGUCCAGCUGCUGGACUCCAACGACAAUGCCCCCCAGUUCACCUCUCCCCACUACGUCGCCAGGGUUCCCGAGGACGCCCCAGGGGGCUCCACCGUGGUGGCCGUCAGGGCUGUGGAUCUGGACACAGGCCCCUGGGGGGCAGUCACGUAUUCCAUCUACGGGCCCGGGGCAGACCUCUUUCAGGUCCACUCGUCCACGGGGGUCAUCUGCACGCAGCCCUGGGCCAGCCUGGAUGCCGAGGCCACCGCCAGGUACAGCUUCCAUGUAAGAGCAGAGGACACAGGGGGCAGGCAUGGCCUGGCCAGGGUGACCGUCUUGCUGCUGGAUGUCAAUGACCACCCCCCCCAGUUUGGACAGAGCAUCCAGGAGAAGACGAUGGUGCUGGGGACCCCUGUGAGAAUCAAGGCUACAGACCUGGAUGCAGAGGCGCCCAACAACCUGGUGGACUACUCCAUCAUGCACACGGAGCCGGCCAGCGUGUUUGACAUCGAUGCACGCACAGGAGAGAUCCGACUCAAGAGCUCCAUCCGCUCCCUGGACGCCCUGCGCAGCAUCACACACAACGGGGACUGCACGUGGGCCCUGGAGGUGCAGGCCAAGGACCGCGGCUCCCCAUCCUUCAGCACCAUGGCCGUCCUCAGGAUUGACAUCACAGACGCCGAGACGCUUCCCCGGAGCCCCAUCGACACCUUCCUGAUGCAGACCAGAGAUGACCCUGCGAAGGCUGUUGGCGUGCUGGCUGGCGCCAUGGCCAUUACUGUGGCCAUCACCGCCCUUGUGUCCGCUGCCACCUUCUGGCGCAGCAAGAAGUCCAACAAGGUCCUGCCAGUGCGGCGUGUGCUUCGCAGGCGGCCCCGCCCUGCCCACAUCAAGUGGCUGAAGUGCAGUAGGACCAAGGCUGCAGCCAAGUUCGUUCUCAAAGAGGAUCCCCCCAGUGAAAGCUGCAACGGCAGCCUGGGGAGCCCCCCACCCCCCAGAGCCCCAGUGCCCCCUCCUCUACCCAGAGUGGCACCCGGCCCAGGGGCAGCACCCUGGACUGUGCCCACAGUCUCUGGCUCACUCACCUCUCUGCAACCUCAAGGGUCACCCAAACCCAGUGCCUCGGGAAGCCCCAUCCAGUCAGCUCUGGUCUCUGAGCUCAGGCAACAGUUUGAGAAGCGUAGAACUGACAAGGUGCACUUUUAGAGUGCAGCCCAGAGCCCCUCGCCCCCACCUUCUCUCCCCCCUGCUCCUUAGGGUCACCCAGUUUUGUAUGAUGGUGUAACCCCCAUAUUCAGGGCUCUGGAUAACACCGUGGGCAAGGGAUUUCCCUGGUUCUGGACGCGAUGGGGCAGCACUUCCCAUUGCCCUGGCGCUCGCAGCUGCUCUCCGUUCAGCAGAGGCCAGGAAUUGACAAGAAGUUGGCUCCCUGUCUCCUACUCACCAGUCCCAGACCCCACAGUCCAUGGUUCUCCUAGGGCCUCCGGAUCGUCAGGCGAGGAGCAGGGCCUGGCCACCUGUGACAAGGCCAUCCAGAACCUGAUCCUGAAGUUCCAGCUGAGAACAGGGCAGACAGAGGAGGUCCAGUGCUGGCUGAGGGAGAGCAAAUGUGUGGGAAAGGGCAGAGAUGCACUGGGAGCACAGUCAGCUGACUGCAAGGCUGUGCUGGGGCUGCUGGGAAGGUGGGGGAAGGGAGGGGCGAAGGUGUUUGGGCAGAGACCGCGGGGCACUCCUGUGCCCACGGAAACCAGGGACACAGGUGUAAAAAGAGCCUUGCAAGAGAGAGAGUGGAUGCCCCAGCCAGGGCUUCCCUGAACCCAGAAGUGUUCAAGCUGGAGCCCGAGGCGGGUGGAGGGUCCUAGUGGCCACAGGAAAAGCUUCAUGUCCCUCAUGAAGGAGCUGCCCCCAGGAGCCGUGAAGAGAGCGGGCAGGUGUCAGGGCUGAGAUCUGGGGAGACCUCGCUUCCAGCCGGCUCUUCUCUUCCCUGGUGUAACCGUCUGGAAGCUCAGCCUCUUCCUCGUUUGUGAAAUGAAGACAGUGAGUCCCAUGGGCCUCACUCAGGUCCAGGGUGGGAAUGAAAUGAGCAGUGGGGACAGGGCUUCAACAAGUGCAAGCGGCAUCCAUGGGUUCUCUGCAGGCAGUUCUCGGGGUACAGCUCUUCCAGGAAGUGUCAGGGACCCUUGGCUGCUCUGCCAAGCACCCCAGGAAGAGCUGUGCUGGGCGAGGGUGUUGCCACCGACCAGGCAGCCAGAGCAGGACAGUGGCAUUGCCAGAUUCCUGCCGCCCCAUCACCUCCCGGGGUGGUGGCCCAGCCACCACACGACGCCCGGCAACAGCACAGUGAGUCCAAGCCUCCAUCUGUGAGGUGAGAGGCUGCCGGCUCCGGGUCUCCAUGGCCCUUUGGGAAGGGACAGGUCUUUGCAUGUUGCCCCUCAUUAAGAACCUCAAGAAUCUGCCUGGCAUCUUAUUCAAACAGGUGAUGUGCACGUGUGGGGUCCUGAGUUCUGAGGAGUUUGGGGCGCUCCUCAGACAGGCCCCUGGCCAGGCUCCUGCAGCCCCUGCCCCCGGAGUAGUGACAGGUGGGCUCUGGGGAGCCAGGGCCCUGACGGACAGAUGGUCCUCUGCAGAGUGUCAGGAGGCAAUGGGCCCAGGUUGUCUCCCAGGGAGCACAGCAGCCUCCCAGCUCCCUGCAACCACCCUCUUUGUGAAGGUGAAUGCCAGGGACCGGCAGCCACGCCUCUGGCUCCUGCUGAGGUUCCUGCUAGUUACUCCAGAGACCACAGCUGAGUGCCUCCGGCCUCCUGGCUCCUCUGGUGGAUGGAUCCACCCUUCACCCCAGGUCUGACUCUGUGGGUAGCUGCAAAUUUUUGUCCAAAUUACCAUGCGGACUCCUCAGACAGCAGCACGCCUUUAGGGAGGAAUGGAAUCUAAUUAUCCUCAGCCGAGCCCAGCAAGCAGGAGCCAGGAGACCUGGCAUGGGCGUGGGGACCCGAGGGCGCUGCUGCCCUGGGA